GGGGGCCGGGUAAAGAAGCAGCAGCCGCUGAUGGGCGCAGAGUCACCGCGCACCGCUUGGACCGGAAGCUGGGGUGGGCACAAAUCCGGCCCGGAUCACCUUGCUCACAUUGCACCCACAAGUAUAUCUCACUUCCGACUUGCAUCGCUACGUCUUCUCGCUCAUCUCAGCAACGCAUCAACACUCCCACAGUCCCCCUCCCCUCCCCCACCUCACCAUCCCCACUACAGUCACCAUGGCCUCCACAUCUUGCACAGAGUUCUGGCGCGGCGUGCCCAUGGGCCCGCCCGACCCAAUUCUUGGUGUCACCGAGGCAUUCCGCCGCGACACGAACAAGUACAAGAUCAACGUUGGUGUCGGUGCCUACCGCGAUGAGAACGGCAAGCCCUACGUCCUCGAAUCGGUCCGCAAGGCCGAGGACAAGCUCCACGCCCAGCUCACCGACAAGGAGUACCUCCCCAUCACUGGCCUGAACGACUUCCUCGGCCUCGCCGCCAAGCUCGCGUACGGCCCCGACAGCAAGCCUCUUCAGGAGAACCGCGUCGCCGUUGUCCAGUCCAUCUCGGGCACGGGUGCUCUGCGCAUCGGCAUGGAGUUCUGCGCCGCCUUCUACCCCGGUGUCCGCGCCAUCUACCUCCCCAAGCCCACAUGGGGCGCCCACCCCGCCAUCGCCGAGAAGGCUGGCCUCUCCGUCCGCCGUUACCGGUACUUCGACGACAAGACCAUGGGUCUCAACUUUGAAGGCCUCAAGGCUGACCUGGAGGACGCGUUCGACGGCUCCAUCAUCCUCCUGCACGCGUGCGCGCAGAACCCCACCGGUGUCGACCCUACCCCCGAGCAGUGGAAGGAGAUCGAGCAGAUCAUCCGCCGCAAGCACCACCUCCCCUUCUUCGACAUGGCUUACCAGGGCUUUGCGUCCGGUGACGUCGACCGCGACGCCUUUGCCCUCCGCUACUUCGUUGAGCAGGGCCACCAGGUCGCUCUUUGCCAGUCGUUCGCCAAGAACCUCGGCCUGUACGGCGAACGCGCCGGCACCUUCUCGAUGAUCACCUCGUCUCCGGACGAGAAGGAGCGCGUCACCUCGCAGCUCAAGCGCGUCAUCCGUCCCCUCUACUCCUCCCCUCCCCUCCACCCGGCUCAGCUCGUCGCCACCAUCCUUGGCGACCCCGAGCUAUACGCCCAGUGGCUCGGCGAGGUGAAGAAGAUGGCCGACCGCAUCAUCGACAUGCGCGAGAAGCUGUACAACCGCCUGGUCGAGCUCAAGACCCCCGGCUCGUGGGAGCACAUCAAGUCCCAGAUCGGCAUGUUCUCCUUCACUGGCCUGACCCCCGAACAGGUCGACAACCUCGGCAAGUAUGCGCACAUCUGGAUGACGCGCGACGGGCGUAUCUCCAUGGCCGGGUUGAAUGACCACAACAUCGACUACUUUGCCGAGAACGUGUCCAAGGCCAUCAAGGGCGAGUUGAUUCCCCACUCGGCUCUGUAACGGCGCUGUUCUGGAGAUGUGGAGGAGAUAAUACGCGAGUGCAAGGGGUAUAGUGCCCGAGCAGCGGAGAGUGUACGGGAGGAGUGGCGAUCUUUGACCUGCGGUUGUUUGUGACAGUGUAGACGUAUACAGCGGAGAAUGCAUACAGGACUUUAGAGC
This is a messenger RNA of Cutaneotrichosporon oleaginosum, 1645 nucleotides long. Lineage: Eukaryota; Fungi; Basidiomycota; Tremellomycetes; Trichosporonales; Trichosporonaceae. The record is from RefSeq and is a predicted model, not a curated record.